This is a messenger RNA of Prorocentrum cordatum, 819 nucleotides long. The record is from the annotation of a GenBank genome assembly. Lineage: Eukaryota; Dinophyceae; Prorocentrales; Prorocentraceae.
AUGGUUUCAUUGACCUCACGGACCAUUUGUUUUCUUCUGCUACGGGCCCAGGGCAUGCCCAACGCAACAUCCUUGUCGAUGAAUGAGACCCACCGCGACCUCCAGUCUUCUGGUUCUCCAGGCGACUCUUGUGUGUCAGAUGCUGCGUGUGAUUCAGGGCAUUGCCUUGGCGGGACUUGCUGUGAUCCAGACGCAACAACAUGGACAAAUUGUGAAGCAUGCGGUUUUGACGCAGGCUUCUGUUCUGCGUGUCUCCCUGGAUUUUCCUGGGUCAAUGGCGCAGGGUGUGUUGCGCCGUGUGGGCACGAGAGUUAUGGCUGCAAGAUCGACUGCCAGCAAGACGACGGCCCAGCACCUUGCGGCAAGUCGUGCUGCGAUCUCUUCCAGGAGGCCUCUGCGGACCUCCACGACAGCAGCGGCAGCAGCCCCGCGGGGGAGCCCGGCUGCGACCUGGUCCUGGAGACCGUGCAGCGCCAGUGCGAGGUGUGCUCCUCGUGCCAGGUCGAGACGGUGGAGGCCGAGGCGAGGCUCCUCCGCCUGCCGCGGGCCGGGUGGCGGUCCACCUCUGGGGCGGUCGCUCCUGCGGCGCUCGGAAUGGCCGCUGUGCUCGGCGGGGCCGCGGUGGCGCUCGGGCGACGGGGCGCGGCCCCAGAGCCGGCCGGCGCCCCCGAGGUCGAUGAGGAGGUCGUCCCGAUCAGAGCUCCGCGGGCGCCGCUCGCGGCGGGCGCGCAGGGCCCCGCGGCCACGCACGGCGCAGGGCAGCGUUUGUGGGCAGCCGGCUCUCUUGGAUGUCUCCGCCUGCGCUGCCUUCAUACUUGA